AAGUUAUUUUUUUUAAAAAAAAAGUUGAGUUUUAACUCUAAUUAUGAAUAGAUUUGAAAAUUCCAAAAUUAUAGUUUAUUAAGUUGGUUCUAUAUUUUGUUACUUUUGUAUAUAUGUUUUCCCUUGAAGCAAUUGGGGUUAAGUGACUUGCCCAGAGUUACACAGCUAGGAAGGUUAAAUAUCUGAGACUAGAUUUGAACUCAGAUCCUCCUGACUUCAGGGUUAGUACUCUAUCCACUGCGCCACCUAGCUGCCCUUUUUUGUUACUUUUAUACUUUAAGCAUGGGAGGAAAUAUAAGAGAAAUUUCUAUCAUAUCUCUAUUUGCAAAAUAAUGGCACUCAUUUCUUUGACUAAUUUUUCAUGGUGCACAAGUAAAUUCAAAAUUGACAAAUGGUUUUUCCUUAUAUCUACUUAAAAAUCUAAUUUAAAAAACCCUAUAGUCUGAGUUAUCCAUGGGAAAAUAAAGGAAAUUCAAUAAUUUACUCUUCGGCUGAUAAUUAACCUGGGCUAACAGGUAAUUGCCAGUGUUUGGAAUUUUGGUCCGGGACUCAGGAAGCCCUAAAUUCAAAUUCACACUUACUAGCUGAAUGUACAAGCCACUGAACUCGUGUGCUUCAGGGUCCUCCUAUGUAAAAUGUCCCCAUUUGUAAAACAACCUACCAGAGUUAUUGUGAAGACUCAGCACAUGGUCUUUAGAAAUGUUAGCUAUUUAUUAUUAUUAUUAGCAACACACUAAUUGAGGGCAGAGACUGGUUUUGCCUUUAUAUUCACAAUUUAGAGUAUAGAGUUGUGUGUAUGUUGUUUUUACAUAUAGGAGGCUCUUUACAAGUGUCUCUUAAAUUGAACUGGAUCGUUUGACCUUCACUUCCCAUCUCAGUUCCUUCCUUUGUAAAAAGAGCAACUUGGUAUCUUAAUGCUCUCUUUUAAGCUCUGAAUUCUGAACUCAAAUGAUAACCCUCUUCGAAGCUUCCCUUGGUUGCGCCCUGACAACUUUGGAGAGGAGUGGGAGUUCUGGAUGUAAUACCACCCCACACCACAGAGGGCGAUGCGAUCCUCCGUCGGUCUCCAGCAGACGCUUCCUCUCAAGAACUUACCAAAGCAGGACACAGGAGAGGGGUGACAAGAUAGAGAGAAGGUGUGCAAGUGGCCCAGCUCUCAUGCUCGCCAGAGUAGUUCCUUCCAUGAGUUAAUUUGGUCUCUUUCCCGCCGGAUUCUCUUACUGCCCGCCCUUUACAGAGAAAGCGGAGGCGACGUGUAGAAAGGAUUGAACUAUCUCCCCCCCCCCCAGUAGAGAGGGGGAAAGAUGUGGCCCCCUUAAGGGGCGGCCUGCACCUGGAAGCAGCUUCUGCAGCCGCUGCUCCGUAGGGGUGAACAAAUGUUAGGGGCGCGCUUUGGGACCCACUCGUGCCCCUCCUCCUCCCCCUAGCCGCAGUUCGUGCCUUCUACCUUGCCGAGCCAGCCCAUGGGUCUCCAUGGCGACAGCGGGAGGGGGGGCCACGGAGCCGCCGUCGCUGUGUUCACUGCUGUGUCAGUCGUGUUCAUUCUCACGCUGCCCCCUUCAUUGCCGGGAGGAGACUCGGGGGAGCUGAUCACAGCCGCAUAUGAGCUUGGAGUUGCUCAUCCUCCUGGUUAUCCUUUGUUCACUCUCUUGGCCAAACUUGCAAUUGGUGUAUUCCCUUUUGGUUCCAUUGCCUACCGAGUAAAUCUUCUCUGUGGCUUAUUUGGAGCAGCUGCAGCAUCAUUACUUUUUUUCACAGUUUUCAGGCUUUCUGGCUCAUAUGCUGGAGGAAUCCUUGCUGCGGGGGUGUUUUCAUUUUCUCGCCUAACAUGGCAGUGGUCCAUUGCAGCAGAGGUUUUUAGCCUAAACAAUUUGUUUGUGGGGCUGCUUAUGGCUCUUGCUGCACAUUUUGAGAAGGCAACAACUGCAGAAGACAGAUCAAAGAUAUCCAAGAUUGGUGCCUUCUGCUGUGGUCUUAGUUUAUGCAAUCAGCAUACAAUCAUACUUUAUGUGUUGUGCAUUGCAUUGUGGGUUCUCUUCCGACUUUUUAAAGAAAUGGAACUCUCUCUAAAACAUUUGCUAAAACUGAGUCUAUUCUUCUCUGCUGGUUUUCUACCUUAUCUCUACCUGCCUAUCUCAUCCUACCUCAAUCAAGCUCGUUGGACCUGGGGAGACCAGACAACAUUUUCAGGAUUUCUGACCCAUUUUCUUAGGGAAGAAUAUGGAACAUUUAACCUGGCCAAAUCUGAAAUAGGAUCCAGUAUGUCUGAAAUAUUGCUUUUUCAGAUGGCAAAUAUGAAGGUUGAAUUAUCGAUUAAUAUUCAGAUUCUUGCGGUUGUAGCUUGUUUGAGUUUAGCAAAACAAGACCAAAAAAACCCACCACUGGUGUGGCUUUUUGUUGGAAUGCUUUGUAUUUAUUCAUUAUUCUUUGCUUGGAGAGCAAAUUUAGAUAUUUCAAAACCUCUUUUCAUGGGUGUGGUAGAGCGCUUCUGGAUGCAGAGCAACGCGGUGGUGACUGUUCUGGCUGGCCUGGGCUUAGCUUCCUUUUCCUCACUGAGUAAAAGGAUGCUGAACAGCAGCUUUGUGUUUCAUAUUCUGGAAUGGCUUUCAGCAGCCAUUUUUGUGCUCUAUCAAAUUUAUUCCAAUUACAGUGUUUGUGACCAAAGCACUAACUAUGUCAUUGAUAAAUUUGCAAAGAACCUUCUGUUCUCUAUGCCUCAUGAUGCAAUCAUCUUACUCAGAGGAGAUUUGCCUGGGAAUUCUCUUCGUUAUUUACAUUACUGUGAAGGUCUGAGGCCUGAUAUUUCACUGGUGGAUCAGGAAAUGUUGACUUAUGAGUGGUAUUUACCUAAGAUGGCUAAGCAUUUACCAGGUAUCUACUUUCCUGGGAACCGAUGGAAUCCUGUGGAAGGAAUAUUACCUAGUGGAAUGGUCAUGUUUAAUCUUUAUCAUUUCCUCAAAGUAAAUAAACACAAAGAAACAUUUGUUUGCAUAGGACUUCAUGAAGGUGAUCCCACUUGGAAAGAGAACUAUUCACUUUGGCCAUGGGGUUCUUGUGACAAAUUGGUUUCUUCAGAGAUUGUUUUCAACCCUGAAGAAUGGAUUAAACUUACUAAAAAUAUAUAUAAUUGGACUGAAGAAUAUGGAAGGUUUGACCUAUCUUCUUGGGAAGCUGUAGCUAAUGAAGAAAUGUGGCAAGCAAGGAUGAAAACAGCAUUUUUUAUCUUUAAUCUUGCAGAAACUGCUGAUGUACCUACAAAUAUGAAAAUACAACUUUAUGCUCUUGCAUAUGAUCUAUAUAAGGAAAUUAUAUAUCUACAAAAGAAACAUCCAGUAAAUUGGCACAAGAAUUAUGCCAUUGCAUGUGAAAGAAUGCUUCGUUUUCAUGAAAUCGAUGUGAAUCCUGAAGUCCUGUUAUCUGAGACAAUCAAACAUUUCCACCUCUAUGUGGAGAAAGUACAGGAUGAUCCGCAGCGGGCUGACAUUUUAGAGGCUCUUCGGCACCUCAGAAGGGAACUGCAAGAACUAAAAAAGACCAAAAGAGUCUGAGGCAGUGAUAUUUGUUUAAAAAAAAAAGUGCCUGUCAUCUUACUUCAUGUUCCUAAGGCCUGAGAAAUGUUCAACUUUUCUUUCUGUUUUUAAAAUGAAUUUUUUUAAGGAAGCAGAAAUGCCAAGUAACUUCUAGAAAUCAUGAAAACAGUAAUGUAGUAAUGUGCCUUAAGAUACAGAAAUGUUCCCCGUGUCUUUUAAUGAUGAAGGUAGAACCACAUGGAAAAUUGUUCUGUAUUAUAAAAAAUGAAGAUUUCAGAGAAAUUUGCUGGAAAUUUUUGUUAAAAUAAUCGUGCAGAAAAUUAUUCUAUAUUUUAUAGGAAUGUAAGGUAAAAUUAACAUUUUUCUUAUUUUCAUAUCCUUUAACUUACUAAUGUAUAACUCAGGAACCUUGUUUCCUGUGACCAACUUUGACAAAGUUACAUAUUUAAAAAGAAAUCCUAAGACUUUUCUAUUUCUUGCCUGUAGAUGUUGAACAGAAAUGAGUCAACAGGAAACAUCCUCUCUCCCUUUUUUUUUUUUUUUCUCAAAUCACUGGAUUGUUUGCACAAAACUUCUGCAGCUCUGUCCUAAUUCCUAGUCUGAUGAAAUGCUGAUAAACGUACAGUUGUUAUUGUCUCAUCUUAGGUUGUGCUUUCAGAUUAUCAAACAAGUAAAACUGAUUUGGUGUUCACUUGUCUCAGUAGCAUGAAUUGUUUGGCACUUUCCCCUUUUCUUAGCUAUUUUAAUAUUUGUGUUUUAUCUUUAUUUGUACCCUCAGACAUACCAGAUAGUCCCAAUAAUUAGUAGACUCAUGCUGCCAAAAAAAGAAAAGAUUAUAUAAAUUCUGUUACAACCAUCUUCUAUAGAUAUUACUAAAGAGAACAUACUAAGAAAUGCAAAUAAUGGUUCUUUAUUUUAUUAUGACAGUUAAUUAAUAGCAACCUGUUUUAAUGAAUAAAGUCACUUAGAGUACUUCAGCACUUCCUAAGUAGAGGCCAGAAUCGGUAGGGAUUCUCCCUCCUCCCCCCCCCCCCCCAACAAUUGUAUAGCUCUUAGACUCCAAGCACUAUAUAGGCCCCUGUAUAGAAAUGCUCACUAAUGAAGAGGGAGGGCUAGAAGCUUGUCUGCAUUCAAAGAUCACUGGUGAGUCAUUCAGCAAGAAAAGGCCCCUUACCAGGAAUAGUCACAGUUCCGUGGCAUUGUACUAGCAAAAGGGUCUGAUCAAAGGUCUCCUGUGGAGCUUGCAUGGUUCCCUUUCAUACUACGACCAUAAUUAAAACCACUAAUUCUCUUUUAAAAUGCUGCAGGAUGCCAUGUAGGCAUCUGUCUGGAGUGUCCUUUGUGAUGUCAUAAGCUGUUAAGGACCAGUGCCGAGGGCUUUUGAGUGAAAUGCCAGUCAUGAAGGUGCUUCAAGACAAGGGUGCCUCUAAAGGCUUGACAGGGCCUUGACUGCACAAUUCGAGCUGAAUUUGCCCCCUUGUCAGCUGCCAGUAAAUAAAUCUCAAAGGGGGAAAAGCUGAAGUUUCAUUACCUGAUCCAUGGGGCUUUGUUGGUUUUGGCAUCACACAGGGGAAGCUCUUGCCCCUCCAUUCUGUGGAUUUGAAGAUGUCCAUUGGAGCCUGCAGAGCCUGGAUAGGGUUCAGAGCAGAACCUUUUGAAGAGUGUCAAUAGUUGUAACAGUUCAGCUGUUAGGAAGACAAAUAAAUGGAGGAGCUCAUUAAUCCGCUUUUGGCUCUCAGUGCCUUUUGCCCUUUUAUCACAGCCCUAUUAGGCUCCUACUCAUCUUGAACCAGAAAAAAAUGAAUUGAAGUUGUUGAGUACUAAUUGGCAAAGACUUUUAAUCAUGGGCCAAGAACUUUCACUGACUUGAAAGUAACUUCUCCACAGGGAGGAACCCAAAAUCUGGUUUACCCUAAAACAAAACCCAGUUGGAGUUCAGUGUAGUAUAAAAAUUUAAGGAAGCAUUGAUAAAUUGUCUAAGUUUAUCCACUUGAAAGAAAUUAUGUACAUGAUUAUAAUUUAUGCUGUUUUUUUAAAGCAGAAAUACAGUUUUAAAACUUAUUUUCUUGGAACUCAUUGUCAUUAUUGGCUUGAAUGUGAAGAUGACGUAUAUAUUUGAUGCAUGGAUAUCAAGGAAUGUUUCCUGUUUUCACUGUAAGGAAUGCUAAAUAAAGGCCAUGUUUUGUGGAUGUCUUGCUA
Molecule: messenger RNA, 5729 nt
Organism: Antechinus flavipes (yellow-footed antechinus)
Lineage: Eukaryota; Metazoa; Chordata; Mammalia; Dasyuromorphia; Dasyuridae
Gene: TMEM260
Product: transmembrane protein 260
Exons: 16
Coding region: 1464-3548 (694 amino acids)
Source: RefSeq, a predicted model, not a curated record